Brassica rapa (field mustard) is the source of this 1167-nucleotide messenger RNA. RefSeq lists its product as uncharacterized. The record is from RefSeq and is a predicted model, not a curated record. Lineage: Eukaryota; Viridiplantae; Streptophyta; Magnoliopsida; Brassicales; Brassicaceae.
AUGGGGCUUCGAUAUAAGAAGUUGUUUGGGUUCUGCAAAGAGUGUUUAUGUCUUACGCACGAGCAGGCGCGUUGCCCGGAGCUUAUCAAAAAGGGCGAAACUUCAGUACAAGAAGUUGUCUCUGGAGAGACUGGAACAGGUGCAACAAGCUUUAAAGCGGUAGUUGCAAAUGCUUCAAGGCAGAAUGGUGAUCGGAGAGAAGGUCAGUAUGGUCGGUCUCAAGGGUCUCAAGGGUCUCAAGGGGUGAAAGGGACUGAUAAGGGGAAGGGGAUUGCUAGGGAGAAGCAUGGUUAUCAAAAGCAAGAUGGUGCUUAUCAUCCUUACAAGGAGAAGUUCACACGGGGAUAUGGAGAGGGCUCUUCUUUCAAUAGAAGGUUUCAUGGACAUGGAGAUAAGAGGACGGCUCUCCAGGCGAGAGACUUUCCACAUCAACAAAGACAAGUGAUAGAAGAGCAGCGCUCUUUGAACCCUACAAAGCUUAUGCUUGACGCUUUUAAGGGAGCUCCAGGUGGGGUUCAGGGGAGUGGAACAGCCGGGACUGGGAGGUCUUCAAAAGCGCGAAAGUCUUUGCUAUUUGAGGAAGCGGCUUCUGAGGUCAAGAGUGAUGAGACAGGGCAAGAGAUUGGGGUGCUGAGUACGGCUCAGUCUGUGCAGGAGCAAGGUGCACUUGAUGUGGAGGCUAAAGAGGUAGAGGAGCAGUCUUUGCACUCUGAUGCUCUAGAUGAUGCGAACCUGAUGCUUGAUGGCGUGAUCUUGUCGGAUUCGGAGCUCCUGGUGGAGGGGGACGAGUUAGAGGGUUGGGAACAAGGCGAGAUUAUGGAUUUUGCCGAGGAGGAGGGUUUAGAUGCGGGUGAUCAAGGUUUGGGGGAACAGGAGUUGGGUGAUAAGAAACUGGAUGAGCAGGAGGGGAGUGAUCAGAAGUGGAGUGAUCAGGUGCAGAGUUAUGUUGUCGAUGACGGGAAUGUCCAGAUGCCGGACUCUGAGAAGGAGGUGGCCCCAUCCGAUGAGAAGUUUGCAAAGAAGAAGGAGAUGAAGCAGGAGGCGGGGAUGAUAGGGGGUGUCAAGAAGCGUGUGGGGCAAGCUUUUGUUUCUCCACGUAAGAAGCUGUUGGCAAAGGCGGGAGUGAAGCAGGGCGAUAAGGCUAAGAAGGCACCGCCGAAGCCUUAG